AUGGUAGCAUCACUGUGAGAAAUGGAUAUGUAUGAAGGAAAGAGAUUGUGGGGGUCAAGGGAGAGAAGAAAAGUUUGCUUUUAGGAAAGUUUGAAGUUAUGAACAUUCAGGAUAGAGUGAAAAUGCCUCGUGUGAAAACAUCACAAUCUGCAAAAAAAGGUCAUACACGCAGAAAGCUAGCAGAACAGUUUGCAGUAGGGGAAGUUUUCAUUGAUGUGACCAAAAAGGAAUGGAAAGUAGGACAGCCCAUUGGCCAAGGUGGUUUUGGUUGCAUAUAUCUUGCUGAUACCAAUUCUUCAAAAUCAGUUGGCAGUGAUGCCCCCUGUGUUAUAAAAGUGGAACCAAGCGAUAAUGGACCUCUUUUUACAGAAUUAAAGUUCUACCAGAGAGCUGCGAAACCAGAGCUAAUUCAAAAGUGGAUUCGUUCCCAUAAACUGAAGUACCUGGGUGUUCCUAAAUAUUGGGGUACUGGACUACAUGACAAAAAUGGAAACAGUUAUAGGUUUAUGGUAAUGGAUCGCUUUGGGAGUGAUCUUCAGAAGUUGUAUGAAGCUAAUGCCAAAAGAUUUUCGCGGAAAAGUGUUUUGCUGCUAAGCUUAAGAAUACUGGAUAUUCUGGAAUAUAUCCAUGAGCAUGAAUAUGUACAUGGUGAUAUCAAAGCCUCAAAUCUUCUUCUGAGCUACAAGAAUCCUGACCAGGUAUAUUUAGUAGAUUAUGGCCUCGCUUACCGAUAUUGUCCAGACGGAGUUCAUAAAGAAUACAGAGAAGACCCUAAAAGGUGUCAUGAUGGAACCAUUGAGUAUACAAGUAUUGAUGCGCAUAAGGGUGUGGCACCAUCAAGACGGGGUGACUUGGAAAUAUUAGGUUACUGCAUGAUCCAGUGGCUCAGUGGCCAUCUCCCUUGGGAAGACAAUUUGAAAGAUCCUAACUAUGUCAGAGAUUCCAAAAUCAGCUACCGAGAAAAUAUUGCAAAUUUGAUGGACAAGUGUUUUCCUGAGAAAAAUAAGCCAGAUGAAAUUGCUAAAUAUAUGGAAGAAGUGAAAUUAUUGGGCUACGCAGAAAAACCUCAUUAUCAGAAUUUACGAGAAAUUCUUUUGCAAGGGCUAAAGGCUACAGGAAAUAAGGAUGAUGGCAAACUGGACUUGUGUAUCUUGGAAAAUGGAGAUUUGCUAACAAAAAUAGGACUAAAGAAGCGAAAGAAAGAGAUGGAGGAAAGCAUAGAAUCAGGUGCUGAAGAUAUGGAAAUCUCACAUCAAAAUAUAUUGGAGGGACCUCAAACUCGUUCAAGAACCAGAAAGAGAGUCCUGAAGUAGAAUGAAUACAAUAAGCCCAUAUAAAGAAUUUGCUUCAUUUCUCCUUUUUUCAAUAAUGCUUCUUUUCUCCUUUCUUGUGUUGUGUUUAAUUUCCAUGUGAAUCUUGGGAGGAAGGGUGGUGGAAAUAUUUUAAAAUCCUUUUAUGUUUGAAGAGUGUUUAAAGAUUUUUAUUAAAUAAAUACUUCAUAUAACUUGUUAUGCUUUAAAGUCCAAUUUAUGAAUGUUCAAAUAAUAUUGUCAUCAUUGAGUUUUGUGACAUCCUGAAAAUUUUUAAAUUUCUGAAGUUAAAUGUUAGCAGGUGUUAUUAAAAAAAAAACAAAAAAACGAAAACCUGUAUAAGCAGUUUGAGGCUUUGGAAACUAUACAGGGAGAAAUUUUCAAUAUAUUUAGAUAAGUUGGAGAAAAAAAUAAAUAUUCCAUAUGCACUUAA
Messenger RNA from Antechinus flavipes (yellow-footed antechinus), 1743 nucleotides. It is a transcript of the gene VRK1, whose product is annotated as VRK serine/threonine kinase 1. The record is from RefSeq and is a predicted model, not a curated record. The coding region runs from base 99 to 1313 and encodes 404 amino acids. Gene Ontology annotation, molecular function: protein serine/threonine kinase activity; ATP binding. The transcript has 13 exons. NCBI's taxonomy places the organism in Eukaryota, Metazoa, Chordata, Mammalia, Dasyuromorphia, Dasyuridae. Gene Ontology annotation, cellular component: cytoplasm; nucleus. Gene Ontology annotation, biological process: peptidyl-serine phosphorylation; signal transduction.